AUGGUGACAACCGCUGGUCACGGCACUGGGGAGCCUACUCCUCAGGCGCAGAGCAUCGCUCCCUCGGAGGUGUCAGCCGCGCUGCCCGGUUCCAGGACCGCCAGGAGGCUGGUUGCUGACCCCACCCGUUUCAAGACCUGGAAAAUUGACGCCGACGUCUCCCGCUCGCCCGCAUGUUGCGUCCUCGUCUGCGAUUCCUCGACUGAACUGACGCUCCGGGUGGGACAAUUAUAUUCUCCCACAGCCCCUGGCACCUGCGAGACGACCAUGGCUUCCUUGUCCGCCCUCCCCCAACCAUCCCGGCCAUCAACAAACCCCCCGACCGGGGCUCUUCCACCUCUACCCACCCCCAAACCCAGGAAAAGCACCCCGGCCCCCGAGGGCCCCCGAGCCGCAUCGCCAUACCAACCGUCGAAGCUACGGACGCCAUCCAGUCCCAGACCACCCUCACUCGCCCGGUCUCCGCUCGCAACGUCGAACUCAACGUCCAAUCUGAGCUCGGUCCGCUCCGUAUCGAGUGGCCGGACCCCGAGCAGCCCCGACAAGACUCUCCGCCGAACAAUCAGUAUUGCCUCUUUCCCACAGCCCCCCAAGGCCGGCAGCCGCCCAUCCACCGCCGCAUCGUCAGUAUCGGCGAUUCAAGGUCCCACUUCAUCGAAACCAAAGCGGAGCUCGCGGCUCAGCACCGGCACGACCAGCAGCUACCGCAGUUCCAAAACUCCGUCCCUACUCAAUGGAAGUGCAGAUGGGAAGUCAAUCCUGGCAGAUGCACGGGAUCCGGAAGCCUCGCCGUCACACAGUAGGAGCUCUUCUGCCCAGGGUUCGUGUUCCACUAGUGCAACGACGUUCGAAGACACAGAAGAUGCGGCGGGUACUGUCAAGGGCACCUCGAAACUGAAAGAGUCCAAGGGCAACGUUAUUGUCAGUGUUCGCGUUCGGCCCGAUACCAGCAAUGGGGGCGAGACACCGCGCAAUCAUGGCGAGUGGUCGCUAGAUGGGCGUCGGAGUCUGAUCUCCCACCGCGGCAAAGAUGGAGGCGAUUACUAUUAUGACAAUGUUUUUACACCACAGGAGAACAACGCCAAAGUAUAUGAUUCGGCUGCGAAACGCCUGGUGCGACGGGUCAUGGAAGGAUACCAUGGCACGGUCUUUGCAUACGGCAUGACUGGCACCGGCAAGACUUUCUCGAUGCAAGGAACUGCCACAUCUCCGGGUGUGAUUCCACUCGCCAUUACUGAUAUAUUUUCCUUCAUUCGAGAAACCCCCCACCGAGAGUUUCUGCUUCGCGUGAGUUAUCUGGAGAUCUAUAACGAGAGAAUUCACGAUCUUCUCUCCACGCCGGUUGCCAAUGGUGUUGCGGUACCUCAGCAGGAGGAGAUCAAGCUACGCGAAGACAGUAAACGGGGGGUGUAUGCGACGCCGCUGAAGGAAGAGAUUGUGCAAAGCCCGACACAGCUCCUGCGGGUGAUCGCGAGAGGCGAUCAUGCCAGACGAACCAGCAGCACGCAGUUCAACGCGCGCAGUUCUCGAAGUCAUGCGGUCGUUCAAAUUGUCGUCGAGAGUCGAGAGCGAGUGCCUUCUGGUAACUCGCAGGACAAGCGGGCUGGCAUCGCACCUGGCGGCGUUCGGGUGUCGACGCUGAGCUUGAUUGAUCUUGCUGGUUCGGAGCGCGCGGCAGACGACAAAGAGCGCCGCACCGAAGGAGCCCAUAUCAACAAGAGUCUGCUCACAUUGGGAAACAUUAUCUCGAAGCUUUCGGAGAACAAGGACAAGCAAGGCAAUGCGAUGGAUCGGGAUGGCAGGCAUUUGCCAUACCGUGAUUCCAAAUUAACGAGAUUGCUCCAGCCGGCUCUGUCAGGAAACUCCCUGGUAAGUAUUCUCUGCACGGUUCAGUUGGUCGUUGGCAUCAACGCCCAUUCUGGCGAAACUCUGAAUACCUUGAAAUUUGCUGCGCGAGCGAAGAACAACAUUGUCAGCCAUGCAAAGAAGGCCGAGGAGGCAUUUGGCGGUGGAAAUGGGGAUUCUGGCAGUCGAGUGCUCCUUGAGCGCUAUCGGAUGGAGAUCCAAGCUCUGCGCGGUCAGCUUGAUACCCAAGCCAAGGCGCAGGCGGAGAAAGAGCUCAAGUGGGAUGAGCAACAGUUUGAAAAGGAGGCCCAGGCUCGCCAUGAGGAGCAGGUGUUGGAGAUGCAACUGGCGCGGACGGCUCUGAAAGAACGAAUUGAGCAUCUGAAUCGGUUGAUUCUGAGCUCCAAGUCAACCGGUGUGAACAAUCAUGGUAGCCUCGCCUCUGCAUUCGGCCGGCUUUCCAGAAUGUCCACCACAGAUUCUGGAAGCCGCUCGCUCCGUUCAUCAGCCAGCCAGUCUACCCUAGGGGCUGCCCAUUCAUCCAUCCGGCCCAUUUCGUUCAUGUCGGUCAACAGCAGUGAGCCUUCGGGGGCGAUGCCAUUUUCCGGUGGGUCAUUUGGCCACGAAGAUGAGGACGAUUUGGGCGAGUUUGGCGAUGGCAAGGCUAGCCUGCAGCGGCAGGUGACAGCCUUGCAAGCUGACCUGGGCGACAAGAAUCGAUACAUCUCCACGUUGGAGCGGCGCCUGCUUCAGGCCCGUCGCUCGAGCCAUUCUCGAAUGUCUGUGGGGGUCAAAUCAAACGCACCAAGCACCGCCACUAUCGCCGAGCAUCCGGACAUGGCGGCCUUACUUCGUGAGAAGGAUAUGGAGAUCAACGAGCUCCGCAUUCAACUCGAUGACAAAGAUCGGAUGCUGGCUGCACUCCGAUCGGCAGCCCGGCAUCGCGAUCUGGCUGCGGUGACCGGCGACUCGCAGUCCCCAGAACUGAAAACUAAGGCGGAUUCGACGGCUUCCGGGUCCGACAGCCCUCAGGCCCAGGGCCCUAGCGAUGGGAACGACAAGACUGCGAGUCUGGCUGGGCCUGCUCUUUCUGGGAAGGCCAGUGAGAGAGAAGAGGACCGGAGGAAGAAUAUGGACGAGGUAUCCAGGAUGCUCGAUGAAAUGAUCCAGGGUCGGGUUGAGAGCGGCCAUCUGGACCGGAGCUCUCUCGGGUACUUCAAGAACAUCUCAAGCGAUAGCCGUCGAGUUUCGAGCUCGGCUGAGGUGGCCGGGUUGGCUCCUACUGCAUCGGUCCCGGUGGAAUCAAUUCCAGGCUCUCCCCCAGGUUGA
This is a messenger RNA of Penicillium canariense, 3174 nucleotides long. RefSeq names its product putative kinesin family protein (KipA). Gene Ontology annotation, biological process: microtubule-based movement. Lineage: Eukaryota; Fungi; Ascomycota; Eurotiomycetes; Eurotiales; Aspergillaceae. The record is from RefSeq and is a predicted model, not a curated record. Gene Ontology annotation, molecular function: ATP binding; microtubule motor activity; microtubule binding. Bases 1 to 3174 code for a protein of 1057 amino acids. The transcript is spliced from 4 exons.